AUGCUGCUCUCGCUGCCGCUCCUCGCGUGCGCCGCUGUCCGACUCGCGCUCGCUUUCCCUCAGCCGGCAAAGCUCACAAAGGACAUCGAGCACGACCCGAGCGUUGUCAAGACCCCCGACGGCACCUACAUCCUCGUCGGCACCGGCAAGGCGAUCCCGACCUUUGCCUCGACCGACCGUCUCUCCUGGACCAAGGUCGGCGACGCGUUCCCGGAUGGCGCGCCCGAGGCAGCGCUCGCCCUCGCCGGCAACAAGGACGUUUGGGCCCCCGACAUCUCGUUCGUCAACGACAUCUACAUCCUGUACUACUCGACGUCGACGUUCGGGACGCAGAAAAGCGCCAUCUGGCUCGCGACGUCGCCGACCGGGCUGCCCGGCAGCUGGACCGACAAGGACAAGGUCCUCGAGUCGAAGGAGGGCGACCCGUACAACGCCAUCGACGCGCACCUCUUCGUCUCGUCCAACGGCUCUCGACAUCUCGUCUGGGGCUCGUACUGGAGCGGCAUCUUCCUCGGCAACGUCGACGCCAAGACGGGCCUCCUCACGUCCGACGAGUUCGUCAACCUCGCCGCACGACCAGGGGCGGGCGUGAUCGAGGCGCCGUGGUUGUACGAGCGCGACGGCGUCUUCUACCUGUUCACCUCGUGGGACCAAUGCUGCGAAGGCACCAAGUCGACGUACCACAUGCGGGUCGCCACCUCUCGGUCGCUCGUCGGGCCCUACCUCGACUCGCACGGCAAGGCCGCCCUCGAGGGCCACAUGACGCUCCUCAUGGACAGCCACGACGACGUGUACGGGCCCGGCGGACAGUCGCUCCUCGACGACGACGACGGCGUCCUUCUCGUGUACCACCGGUACUUUGGCACGGGCUCGACGGGCUUGCUCAGCCUCAACGUGCUUGACUUCUGAGCUCGUCGUAGAGAAGGCGCAAUCGAGCGCGAGUUGAGAAGCAGAGGGUCCGAGCGACAGAGAGAGUCGACGUCCGGCUCUCGCGUCGGCGCUCGCCUCGCUUCACGUCUCUCGUCGCAAGCCUG
This is a messenger RNA of Rhodotorula graminis WP1, 1034 nucleotides long. Its product is annotated as glycoside hydrolase family 43 protein. The transcript is spliced from 7 exons. Bases 1 to 909 code for a protein of 302 amino acids. Gene Ontology annotation, molecular function: arabinan endo-1,5-alpha-L-arabinosidase activity. Lineage: Eukaryota; Fungi; Basidiomycota; Microbotryomycetes; Sporidiobolales; Sporidiobolaceae. Gene Ontology annotation, biological process: carbohydrate metabolic process. The record is from RefSeq and is a predicted model, not a curated record.